Messenger RNA from Capronia coronata CBS 617.96, 1449 nucleotides. RefSeq lists its product as uncharacterized. NCBI's taxonomy places the organism in Eukaryota, Fungi, Ascomycota, Eurotiomycetes, Chaetothyriales, Herpotrichiellaceae. Gene Ontology annotation, molecular function: oxidoreductase activity. The record is from RefSeq and is a predicted model, not a curated record. Bases 1 to 1449 code for a protein of 482 amino acids. Gene Ontology annotation, cellular component: cytoplasm. The transcript has 6 exons.
AUGACCGGAGAGCCAAAGCUGCCUCCUGUUAAGGAAGCCCCAACAACAAGCCCUCCGCAAGUUGCGAGCCGCUUUGGGUUUCCCAAACAGGAAGGAUACUCGUUAUCACAUUGGCUGUUGAGCGUGCAGAACGAUCCGCUUCUCCAUCAUCGUACAACGCCUCAAUUGCCCGCGAGUGCAGACAUUGUCAUCAUCGGGUCUGGGAUCACCGGAACCUCAGUCGCAAAACACUGCCUUGCGACCUGGCCAGACAAGAGUGUGGUCGUGGUUGAGUCUCGCAUGUUUUGCUCAGGUGCUACUGGCCGUAACGCUGGACAUUGCAAGCCAGACCAAUACCGCGGGUUCAGAGAAUACGAAAAGACGUUUGGUACGGAGCAGGCACUCAAGAUCCUGCGAAAUGAGUAUCAGACAUGGUCUGACGUGGUGAGAUAUGUCCGUGAAAACAACGUCGAUUGCGAGCUCUGGGUCGGUGACACGCUGGACGUUCCAACUACCCCCGAGCUGGCAGCGGCCUCAAAAGAUUCGUUCGACCGCUUGAAGGCCGCUGGUGGCCGUGUUGAUCAUAUCAAAGUUACAGCCAACCCGGCCGAAGCAGCCAAAAUAUCUCGUAUCGCAGACGCUCAGGCGUGCUAUGCCUGGCCUGCAUCCACGCUCCACCCUUGGAAGCUCGCAGCACAUAUCAUGCGCGAGAACCUCAAGAAAGGCGUGAACCUCCAAACUGGAACUACUGUCGUACGAGUGACCCCAGGCCCUCGAAGUUCAGGUAUAUGGAUUGUUGAAACGAAUCGCGGCAACAUUGAGUGCACGCAGGUCGUCCACGCAACAAAUGCAUACAGCUCCGCACUCGAACCGUCGCUACGUGGACUCAUUACCCCUACACCUCAUAUGUGCAAUAGAGUUGACCCUCCCAAGACUUUCCAAAAGGAUAAAGGCCUUCAAAACUCCUACGGUGUCCUUUUGCCUGACCGGGCUCUGCUUACCAUCAACCCUCGGUGCACCAGUGAUGGCUCCCCCUUAUUCGGCGGCAGCAAUCCUGGCCAACUGCAAUUUAGGAAAUGGUUAGAAACGCACCCCGAGAGAUGCACAGAUGAUGGCGUGGUAAACUUCGAAGCCGUCACGCAAGCUGUGAAGGACUUUGCGGAAUCCGAGUUGGUCGGUUGGGCCGACGGUGCCAAUGGAUCUGAACAGGUCUACAGCAACAGUUGGAGUGGUAUAAUUGGUCUUAGUGCCGAUGGCGUCCCCUUUGUUGGGCAGGUACCAGGACUACCGGGCCAGUGGGUUUGUGCUGGCCAUCAUGGACAUGGAAUGGCUCGCAUCUUCACUGCCGCACCAGGAUUGGUAAAGCUGAUGGCUGGUGGCUCUUGGGAGAGCACACAAUUGCCUGACGUCUUCCAAAUCACCCAAUCACGUAUGAAACGAUUGGAGCAUUCCACAGGCCCUCGCCUAUGA